AGAGAGAGAGAGACAGAGAGAGAAAGAGUGAGAAAGGGAGAGACAGGGAGAGAGAGAGAGAGAGAGAGGGACGGCCGCUGGACUCCAUUAGCUUAAACCCUCAGGAGGUCUUAGUUUUGAGGGACUUUAGCUGGACCAAUCCUUUUGGAAAUUUUCUCCAUGAUAGAAUUGAACACAUGAUUUAAAGAAGAGAAACAAAGAAGGAAGAGAAGAAAGAGAAAAGUGUUCAGUUCUCGUAACGUUGGAAGUUGAAGUGGCACUUGUGGAUUUGGUUUAGCGUGCUGGUGAAGUCUGUUUUGAAAGGAUGGCGCUGGAUGGUAUACGGAUGCCCGAUGGCUGCUAUGCCGAUGGGACUUGGGAACUGAAGAUGCAUGUGACUGACCUCAACAAGGACGUGUCUUUGAGAGUCACCGGUGAAAUUCAUAUCGGCGGAGUAAUGCUGAAGCUUGUCGAGAAACUUGAUGUGAAGAAGGAUUGGUCAGACCAUGCGUUGUGGUGGGAAAAGAAGAAAACAUGGCUGUUGAAGACCCAUUGGACACUGGAUAAAUAUGGGAUUCAGGCUGACGCCAGGCUGCUCUUCACACCUCAGCACAAGGUACUGCGCCUGCAGCUGCCCAAUAUGAAACACAUGAAGGUCAAGGUGAACUUCUCUGACCGCGUCUUCAAGGCUGUGUCUGACAUCUGCAAAACUUUCAAUAUCCGCCACCCUGAGGAGCUGUCUCUGCUGCGCAAGCCCCGUGACCCCAAGAAGAAGAAGAAAAAGCUGGAGGAGUCUGAGGAGGAGGCUCUGGAGUUGGAAGGCCCUCUGCUUACUCCUGGAUCAGCAUCUGAGAUAAUAUACAUCGGACCUGUGAAAGGGAGCAUCUACUCCAGUCCUGGCCUCUACAGUAAGACCAUGACUCCAACCUAUGAUUCUCGAGAUGGCAGCCCACUUUCCCCCACUUCAGCCUGGUUUGGGGACAGUCCCUUAUCUGAGGGUAAUCCCAGCAUCCUCGCUGUCAGUCAGCCCAUCUCCUCACCCGACAUACUGGUGAAGCUCUACAAACCACCGUCUCUUCUGGAUAAGGCCAAGAUCAAUCAGGGGUGGCUGGACUCCUCCAGGUCUCUCAUGGAGCAAGAUGUGAAGGAGAAUGAUGUUCUUCUUUUGCGGUUCAAAUACCAUAGUUUUUUCGACCUUAAUCCUAAGUAUGAUGCCAUCCGGGUGAACCAGCUGUAUGAGCAGGCCAAAUGGGCCAUCCUGCUGGAAGAAAUCGAGUGUACUGAGGAGGAGAUGAUGAUGUUUGCUGCUUUGCAGUAUCACAUCAACAAGCUGUCUAUCAUGUCUUCGGACAAUCACAUGAACAACAGUGAGAAGGAGGUGGAUGAGGUGGACGCUGCACUAUCCGACCUGGAAAUCACCCUGGAGGGAGGAAAGACUUCCAACACUCUGGGUGAUAUUACAUCCAUUCCUGAACUGGCUGACUAUGUUAAAGUCUUCAAGCCAAAGAAACUGACACUGAAAGGGCCCAAGCAGUACUGGUGCACAUUCAAGGACAUCACAAUCUCCUGCUACAAGAGCCGUGAGGAGGCGCAUGGGAUACCUGCCCACCAAAUGAACCUGAGAGGCUGUGAGGUGACACCAGAUGUUAAUAUUUCUGGUCAGAAGUUCAACAUCAAGUUGCUAAUCCCAGUGGCGGAUGGCAUGAAUGAGAUCUGGCUCCGAUGUGACACUGAGAAGCAGUAUGCGCAGUGGAUGGCAGCCUGUCGCCUGGCCUCCAAGGGAAAGACAAUGGCAGACAGCUCCUACAACCUGGAGGUCCAGAACAUUCUGUCUUUCCUAAAGAUGCAACAUAUGAACCCUGACCCGCAGAUCAUCGAGCCUAUUACCACUGAUAUCAAUCCUGAGUGUCUGGUGUCACCACGGUAUCUGAAGAAAUACAAGAACAAACAGCCAGGCUAUAUCAGGGACCUGAUCUCUGCUCGUAUCCUGGAGGCCCAUCAGAACGUGGCCCAGAUGAGUCUGAUUGAAGCCAAGAUGCGCUUCAUCCAGGCCUGGCAGUCGCUGCCAGAGUUUGGGAUCACUCAUUUCCUGGCCAAAUUCCAAGGGAGUAAGAGAGAGGAGCUGAUUGGCAUCACAUACAACAGACUGAUACGCAUAGAUGCCAGCACCAGAGAUGCCAUCAAGACCUGGCGGUUCAGCAACAUGAAACAGUGGAACGUCAACUGGGAGAUCAAGAUGGUUACAGUAGAGUUUGCGGAUGAGCCCAGUCUGUCGUUCAUCUGUGCAGAAGUGGACUGCAAGGUGGUGCAUGAGUUCAUCGGUGGCUACAUUUUCCUAUCCACGCGUGCCAAGGACCAGAACGAGUCUCUAGACGAGGAGAUGUUCUACAAGCUCACCAGUGGCUGGGUCUGAGAGCUGCUCUCCACCCAACAGAAAGGGAUGGGGUGAUGAGGGGAAGGAGAUGUCUGGGUCUUUCUGUUCUUGUAUUCUUUUCUUAUCUUUUUUUUUUUGUUUGUUUUUUAAACCAUGCCAAGAGUCUGACAUGGCCACACAGUGAUUGUUUGAAAGCUGACAUCACCUUUUUAAUUAAAAAGUUUUAUUUUAUUUUUUUCUUGCAUUAACGCUGACAAACACAUUAAUAACACUAAUGAUGUGACUUUGAGGACGAGGAGAAUGUUCUCACUCCGCCCAAGGCUUCACCUCUUGCUGAGGCAUAUCUGAGAAUGCUUCCUGAAGUGAGCAGCUACUUUCACAGAGACUCCUGCCUGCUGGCAACCGGAAUGCUUGGUGUGUGUGUGUGUGCAGUCACUGCAGCGUCCGACACCCGUCACUGCCUUCCUGCCACCUGCUACUGCAGUGCCCGUGCAUCCUACAGGAGUGACAUCCAUGACCCUUUCACCUUUUGUGCUAAUAUUCAGGCUUUUCUCAGCAACAAAAGAAUCCAACAGUUUUUUUUCAGCACGCACUUGUUAUGUUUUGGUUGUAUUGUUGGGGAAUUGAGUGUUUUGGUUCUCUUGGUGCUCAUUUGUGUUGAUUAAUCCUCUGUAGUCCAUACGCCGCUUCACUGUGAUUUAACUUGCCAUCAAUUUCAUACCAUUUCCAUUGCAUUUAUUUUCCCUGACCAAUUAACACUACAGACAUUGUAAACAUAGUCUCGGUGGUGGUAGCAGCCACUUUAAUGAAGUAUCUUUGGCACUACGUUUAGUUUUUCUCAUUAUGAAGGAGGUUGAGAGUCUUGCAGGAUUAGGGCUGACACUCAAAACACUAAAGUCAAUCCCACAACAAGACUGUAGUUCUAUUUUAAUAUGGUCUGUCGACAUGAAGACAUUGCAAGCACUUCUACAGUGAAAGAAAGGUCCCGAUGUGAAUAAGCUGUAGUUUAUCGUGUAGCUUUUUUUUAAUUUCAUAUACUUUUUUAUUUAGUCUAAUAUGCUGUCCAGGGCCCUUUAAGUUAUGCGUUCAGUACUACAGCUGUUUGUGGAUGGCCUCUGGGCUUUCUCUACUAUAAAGAACAGUCACCGGUUUUAUUGUUACUAGAAGCAGUUUGCAAUGGACAGCAUAAACAAUAUGAUGAAGGCAACGUGAUGAAGAAAUAGCCCCAGUAUCCCAAAUGUGCUGUUCCUUCGAAAACUGUCCAGCGACUGUUCAGUUUGAAGUAUGUAAGGAUGACCUCAGCUGUGUUCUGGAGCCUGCUGGCUCUUACAAACAUUAAGCACCAUGAAGAGUUCGUUUCGUAUUCUCCGUGCGGCCUGCUUUUCUGCCUUUCACACUUUAUCCUAAACCAUAUAGUAUUAUCCAAAACUGUUAUAUUUUGUUAGGCACCAGCAAUAGGUCACUGUGUUUUAAGACAAUACAUGCAAUGUCCGUCUUUUUUUUUUUCUGAAUAUGAAGGAAUGCUAAAUGAAGUAUUAGUUUUUGUAACUAAUGUAAAAACACAGUUUUAUAGAAUUGUACAGUUAUUGUCGUUUAUGUUGCUGCUUUUUUCUGUCAUUUUUUGGAAGUGCAUUUUUCCAGAAGAGAAGGAAAAAAGCCAUCGUUUAGCAUUGUGUGGUAUGAUGUGUGCCUGCCAAUGUUAAGGUCUUACUGAGUUUUUAAGAGUCAAAUAUAUAUAAAUAUAUAUAAUGUGAUGAAGCAUGUCUCAAGCUCCAGGUCUGAAGAAUCUGUUGUAGAUCUAGCUGCAUAUUUCAUCACUUCCACAUUCAAGGGCUUUGCCAUUUUUUUUCUUUUUCAGCUUUAAAUUAAAUAUAGUAAAGAAAUGUUUAUUUCUGCGUCCUGCAGUAAAGUAUUGGCCAAGCUUGUUUUUUAAUGGUUUUGUUCCUGUUAGUAAACACACAUGAAGACGCUUCUAGCAGCUAUUUUCUUUGUGUCUUCUAUAGGAAAGUCAGGUUGUUGUUUUAUUAAUGGUGAUUUAAAAGCCAAAUGUUUGGAUGAAGGAAAACCUUCACACCCUGGAGUUUGAGACAAAUCGCCAUAAACUGAAGUAAAAGAACGGCUAGCUUAGCAUAUCUUUUCCUCCUAUAUUGUUUAUUUUUUU
This is a messenger RNA of Colossoma macropomum (tambaqui), 4514 nucleotides long. It is a transcript of the gene fermt2, whose product is annotated as fermitin family member 2. The coding region runs from base 305 to 2392 and encodes 695 amino acids. Gene Ontology annotation, molecular function: integrin binding. Gene Ontology annotation, biological process: integrin-mediated signaling pathway; cell-matrix adhesion. NCBI's taxonomy places the organism in Eukaryota, Metazoa, Chordata, Actinopteri, Characiformes, Serrasalmidae. Gene Ontology annotation, cellular component: focal adhesion; extrinsic component of cytoplasmic side of plasma membrane. The record is from RefSeq and is a predicted model, not a curated record. The transcript has 17 exons.